This is a messenger RNA of Conger conger (European conger), 4173 nucleotides long. Its product is annotated as deleted in malignant brain tumors 1 protein-like. Gene Ontology annotation, cellular component: membrane. The coding region runs from base 1 to 4173 and encodes 1390 amino acids. Lineage: Eukaryota; Metazoa; Chordata; Actinopteri; Anguilliformes; Congridae. The transcript is spliced from 16 exons. The record is from RefSeq and is a predicted model, not a curated record.
AUGGAAGCCAGUGCCCGGACCCCGAUCAGACUGGUGAAUGGUGAUAAUGAGUGCUCUGGCAGAGUGGAGAUCUACCUUGUUGGCCAGUGGGGAACGGUGUGUGAUUACUCCUGGAACAUGAACAACGCUGAGGUGGUGUGUAGACAGGCUGGCUGUGGCAGAGCUCUGGCUGCUCUCAGCAGUGACCACUUUGGACGGGGCAGCGGGCCCAUCUGGUUGGAUAAUGUGAGGUGUUCUGGAACCGAAUCCUCCCUGACACAGUGCCAGCGCCCUGGGGUUCCGUCUAACUUCUGUUCUCACUAUUCAGAUGUUGGUGUGAUUUGCUCAGAUGUGUUUCAUAUAGCGAUCAGAUUGGUGAAUGGAAGUGAUCAAUGCUCUGGUAGAGUGGAGAUCUACCAUGUUGGCCAGUGGGGAACGGUGUGUGAUAACUCCUGGAACAUGAACAACACUGAGGUGGUGUGUAGACAGGCUGGCUGUGGCAGAGCUCUGGAUGCUCUCAGCAGUGCCCACUUUGGACAGGGCAGUGGGCCCAUCUGGUUGGGUGAUGUGAGCUGUUCUGGAAACGAAUCCUCCCUGACACAGUGCCAGCACCCUGGAUUUGGGUCUUACAACUGUAGUCACCAUGAAGAUGCUGGUGUGAAUUGCUCAGUAACUCCCCAGACCCAGGUCAGACUGGUAAAUGGAAAUAACGAGUGCUCUGGCAGAGUGGAGAUCUACCAUGUUGGCCAGUGGGGAACGGUGUGUGAUAAAUCCUGGAACCUGAAUGACGCUGAGGUGGUGUGUAGACAGGCUGGCUGUGGCAGAGCUCUGGCCGCUGUCAGCAGUGCCCACUUUGGACAGGGCAGUGGGCUCAUCUGGUUGAAUGACGUGAGCUGUUCUGGAAACGAAUCCUCCCUGACACAGUGCCAGCACCCUGGAUUUGGGUCUAACUUCUGUUCUCACUAUAGAGAUGUUGGUGUGAUUUGCUCAGCGAUCAGAUUGGUGAAUGGAAGUGAUCGAUGCUCUGGCAGAGUGGAGAUCUACCAUGUUGGCCAGUGGGGAACGGUGUGUGAUAACUCCUGGAACAUGAACGACGCUGAGGUGGUGUGUAGACAGGCUGGCUGUGGCAGAGCUCUGGAUGCUCUCAGCAGUGCCCACUUUGGACAGGGCAGCGGGCCCAUCUGGUUGGGUGAUGUGAGCUGUUCUGGAAACGAAUCCUCCCUGACACACUGCCAGCACCCUGGAUUUGGGUCUUAUAACUGUAGUCACCAUGAAGAUGCUGGUGUGAAUUGCUCAGCCAGUGCCCGGACCCCGAUCAGACUGGUGAAUGGUGAUAAUGAGUGCUCUGGCAGAGUGGAGAUCUACCAUCUUGGCCAGUGGGGAACGGUGUGUGAUUACUCCUGGAACCUGAACGACGCUGAGGUGGUGUGUAGACAGGCUGGCUGUGGCAGAGCUCUGGCUGCUGUCAGCAGUGCCCACUUUGGAGAGGGCAGUGGGCUCAUCUGGUUGGAUGAUGUGAGGUGUUCUGGAAAUGAAUCCUUUCUAACUCAGUGCCAGCGCGCUGGGUUUCAGUCUAACUUCUGUUCUCACGAAAAAGAUGUUGGUGUGAUUUGCUCAGAUGCGAUCAGAUUGGUGAAUGGAAGUGAUCGAUGCUCUGGCAGAGUGGAGAUCUACCAUGUUGGCCAGUGGGGAACGGUGUGUGAUAACUCCUGGAACAUGAGCGACGCUGAGGUGGUGUGUAGACAGGCUGGCUGUGGCAGAGCUCUGGCUGCUCUCAGCAGUGCCCACUUUGGACAGGGCAGCGGGCCCAUCUGGUUGGGUGAUGUGAGCUGUUCUGGAAACGAAUCCUCCCUGACUCAGUGCCAGCACCCUGGAUUUGGGUCUUACAACUGUAGUCACCAUGAAGACGCUGGUGUGAAUUGCUCAGGUAGGAAUGCCCAGACCCCGAUCAGACUGGUAGAUGGAGAUAAUGAGUGCUCUGGCAGAGUGGAGAUCUACCAUCUUGGCCAGUGGGGAACGGUGUGUGAUUACUCCUGGAACCUGAACAACGCUGAGGUAGUGUGUAGACAGGCUGGCUGUGGCAGAGCUCUGGCUGCUGUCAGCAGUGCCCACUUUGGACAGGGCAGUGGGCCCAUCUGGUUGGAUGAUGUGAGGUGUUCUGGAAACGAAUCCUCCCUGACUCAGUGCCAGCGCCCUGGAUUUCGUUCUAGCUUAUGUUUUCGCAGUGGAGAUGUUGGUGUGAUUUGCUCAGAUGUGUUUCAUUUAGCGAUCAGAUUGGUGAAUGGAAGUGAUCAAUGCUCUGGCAGAGUCGAGAUCUACCAUGUUGGCCAGUGGGGAACGGUGUGUGAUAACUCCUGGAACCUGAACAACGCUGAGGUGGUGUGUAGACAGGCUGGCUGUGGCAGAGCUCUGGCUGCUCUCAGCAGUGCCCACUUUGGACAGGGCAGUGGGCCCAUCUGGUUGGGUGAUGUGAGCUGUUCUGGAAACGAAUCCUCCCUGACACACUGCCAGCACCCUGGAUUUGGGUCUUAUAACUGUAGUCACCAUGAAGAUGCUGGUGUGAAUUGCUCAGCCAGUGCCCAGACCCCGAUCAGACUGGUAGAUGGAGAUAAUGAGUGCUCUGGCAGAGUGGAGAUCUACCAUGUUGGCCAGUGGGGAACGGUGUGUGAUUACUCCUGGAACCUGAACGACGCUGAGGUGGUGUGUAGACAGGCUGGCUGUGGCAGAGCUCUGGCUGCUGUCAGCAGUGCCCACUUUGGAGAGGGCAGUGGGCCCAUCUGGUUGGAUGAUGUGAGGUGUUCUGGAAAUGAAUCCUCUCUGACUCAGUGCCAGCGCCCUGGGUUUCGGUCUAACCUCUGUUCUCACCAAACAGAUGUUGGUGUGAUUUGCUCAGCGAUCAGAUUGGUGAAUGGAAGUGAUCGAUGCUCUGGCAGAGUGGAGAUCUACCAUGUUGGCCAGUGGGGAACGGUGUGUGAUAACUCCUGGAACCUGAACAACGCUGAGGUGGUGUGUAGACAGGCUGGCUGUGGCAGAGCUCUGGCUGCUCCCAGCAGUGCCCACUUUGGACAGGGCAGCGGGCCCAUCUGGUUGGGUGAUGUGAGAUGUUCUGGAAACGAAUCCUCCCUGACUCAGUGCCAGCACCCUGGAUUUGGGUCUUACAACUGUAGUCACCAUGAAGAUGCUGGUGUGAAUUGCUCAGCCAGUGCUCAGACCCCGAUCAGACUGGUAGAUGGAGAUAAUGAGUGCUCUGGCAGAGUGGAGAUCUACCAUGUUGGCCAGUGGGGAACGGUGUGUGAUUACUCCUGGAACCUGAACGACGCUGAGGUGGUGUGUAGACAGGCUGGCUGUGGCAGAGCUCUGGCUGCUCUCAGCCAUGUGCACUUUGGACGGGGCAGUGGGCCCAUCUGGUUGGAUAAUGUGACCUGUUCUGGAAACGAAUCCUCCCUGACUCAGUGCCAGCGCCCUGGGUUUCAUUCUAACUUCUGUUAUCACGAUCGGGAUGUUGGUGUGCUUUGCUCAGUUAAAAAUGUGUUUCAUAUAGCAAUCAGAUUGGUGAAUGGAAGUGAUCGAUGCUCUGGCAGAGUGGAGAUCUACCAUGUUGGCCAGUGGGGAACGGUGUGUGAUAACUCCUGGAACAUGAACGACGCUGAGGUGGUGUGUAGACAGGCUGGCUGUGGCAGAGCUCUGGCUGCUCUCAGCAGUGCCCACUUUGGACAGGGCAGUGGGCCCAUCUGGUUGGGUGAUGUGAGCUGUUCUGGAAACGAAUCCUCCCUGACACAGUGCCAGCACCCUGGAUUUGGGUCUCACAACUGUAGUCACCAUGAAGAUGCUGGUGUGAAUUGUUCAGGUAGGACACCCCGGGUCAGACUGGUAAAUGGAGAUAACGAGUGCUCUGGCAGAGUGGAGAUCUACCAUGUUGGCCAGUGGGGAACGGUGUGUGAUAACUCCUGGAACAUGAACAGCGCUGAGGUGGUAUGUAGACAGGCUGGCUGUGGCAGAGCUCUGGCUGCUCUCAGCAGUGCCCACUUUGGAGCAGGAAGUGGGAUCAUCUGGUUGAGUGAUGUAAGCUGUUAUGGAAACGAAUCCUCCCUGACACAGUGCCACCACCGUGGAUUUGGGUCUAACUUCUGUUCUCACUAUGAAGAUGUUGGUGUGAUUUGCUCAGGCUCGACCAUGACCCAUCACUAUGUUUAA